This is a messenger RNA of Anopheles cruzii, 421 nucleotides long. RefSeq lists its product as uncharacterized. NCBI's taxonomy places the organism in Eukaryota, Metazoa, Arthropoda, Insecta, Diptera, Culicidae. Bases 1 to 270 code for a protein of 89 amino acids. The transcript is spliced from 3 exons. The record is from RefSeq and is a predicted model, not a curated record.
AUGUCACUGAAUGUCAGCGCCUCGACGGAUAGUAUUCUGAAACACGAAGCUUACUUCAUACUAAAUAAUGUCAAAACGAAGGCCACUAUCACUCCGACUACUUGUGAGGGCUCUGUUUGCCCAUUGCAGGGAUCUGCGGGACUGUUGUUUUCAGCUGAUAUCUACGUCAAUCCUGGUCUGCCUCCGAUUACUGGAAAGCUGCGCUGGGAGCUAACAAAUAGCAAGGGCGAUACUUUGCUCUGUUAUCAACUGCCGGUGUGCAUCGAUUAAUGGCUUCCGGGCGCACAAACGCUUCCCGAGACACCGGAAAACGCUUGACAGUGCCUACAAAACAACACCCCAAAGAAUCGAUUGAGAUUAUGAGAACUCCGCCGGAAAUCAAGUUACAAAUGCGGGUCGAAAACACUUAUGUUGUGUGUCC